Molecule: messenger RNA, 939 nt
Organism: Cynocephalus volans (Philippine flying lemur)
Lineage: Eukaryota; Metazoa; Chordata; Mammalia; Dermoptera; Cynocephalidae
Product: olfactory receptor 6C2-like
Exons: 1
Coding region: 1-939 (312 amino acids)
Biological process (GO): G protein-coupled receptor signaling pathway
Cellular component (GO): membrane
Molecular function (GO): olfactory receptor activity; G protein-coupled receptor activity
Source: RefSeq, a predicted model, not a curated record
AUGAGAAAUCAUACAUCACUCACCAGAUUCAUCCUCCUGGGACUGACAGAUGACCCCCAACUGCAGUUUCUGAUCUUUGUAUUUUUACUGAUCACCUACAUGUUGAGUGUAACUGGAAACCUGACCAUCAUCCUCCUCACAUUAGUAGAUUCCCACCUUAAAACUGCUAUGUACUUUUUUCUCCAAAAUUUCUCCUUUUUAGAAAUCUCAUUCACCUCUGCCUGUAUUCCUAGAUUUUUGUACAGUAUAUCAACAGGAGACAGGGACAUUACCUAUAAUGCUUGUGCAUGCCAACUCUUUUUUACAUAUCUCUUUGGAAUAACAGAGUUUUUUCUUCUGGCCACCAUGUCCUAUGAUCGCUACGUAGCCAUCUGCAAACCCCUGCAUUACCUGACCAUCAUGAACAACAAGGUCUGCAAAAGGCUCAUCUUCUGCUGUUGGAUGACUGCUUUGUUGAUCAUAUUACCACCACUUAGCUUGGGAUUGAACCUGGAAUUUUGUGACUCUAAUGUCAUUGACCACUUUGUCUGUGAUGCUAAUCCUAUCUUGAAGAUCUCAUGCUCAGACACGUGGUUGAUAGAACAGAUGUUUAUUGUUUGCUCUGUGUUGAUCUUUAUCAUGACUCUUGUGUGUGUGCUUUUGUCCUACAUGUAUAUCGUCAGAACAAUUCUAAGAUUCCCCUCUGCCCAGCAAAGGAAAAAGGCCUUUUCCACAUGUUCUUCCCACAUCAUUAUGGUUUCCAUUACCUAUGGCAGCUGUAUCUUUAUAUAUGUCAAACCCUCAGCAAAAGAUGAAAUGACCAUUAAUAAGGGAGUGUCAGUACUCACUACUUCCAUUUCCCCCAUGUUAAACCCAUUUAUUUAUACUCUGAGGAACAAACAAGUGAAAAAAGCUUUUAAUAAGUUAGUCAAAAAAAUUAUAUUGCUCGCUAAGAACUAG